AUGAUGGCCAACUCUAUUGCCAAGAGUAACAACAACAAUGACAACAUUUACUUCAAUCUCGAUACCAACGUAGCCUUUCGUUAUCAUUGGAAAAUAUGGCGUUGGACGGGCAUUAAACCUCUCAAGGAUAUAAAUCCCGAAUUGUAUAAACUCUACGCCAUUGUUUUGAAUAUUUUGGUCACUUUACUGUUUCCCCUCACACUGAUCAUCAAAGUUUUCUUUUCACAAACUCUACAAGAAUUGUGUGAAAAUCUCACCAUUACCAUCAGUGAUUGUCAGUCAAAUUUGAAAUUCGUCAACGUCUAUUUUGUUCGUCAUCAAUUGGAUCGCAUCAAAAGUAUUCUACGUAAAUUGGAUCGCCGGGUGCAGAGCAAUGAAGAAUUCAUUGUUUUAAAAUCGGCCAUCUCCAUGGCCCAAUCUUCAUUUUUAAUAUUUUUCCGUCUCUAUUCGUUUGGCACCACACUGAGUGUCGUAAAAGUCGUCUUGGCCGAAAAUCGUUCAUUACUGUUUCCCGCUUGGUUUGGUGUAAAUUGGGAAGAGAAUUUGUGGACCUAUGUUGGGGUUAUUGUCUAUCAAUUUUUUGCGUUGGCUGUACAGGCCCUGCAGAAUGUUGCCAACGAUUCUUAUCCACCAGCAUAUUUGGUGAUUUUGUCGGCUCACAUGCGAGCAUUGGAAAUACGUGUGAAAGCAGUGGGUCACUCAGUGGAGGAUGAUAUGCAGGAAGUACUCACAUUGUCCGGAGAGAAGCAAAGGAAAUGUUUGAAGGAAUUUAAUGAAUGCAUUAAGGAUUAUUUGAAUAUUUUGAAACUUCACUCGAUUAUCCAACGUAUUAUAUCCAAGGCGUGCUUGGCUCAAUUUGCCUGCUCGGCAUUGGUUCAAUGCACAGUGGGUUUACAUUUUAUGUACGUGAUGGAUGCCGCCAAUUAUGAGGCCCAAUUAAUGGCAAUCAUCUUUUUUGUUGCUGUGACGCUGGAGGCAUUUGUAAUUUGCUACUUCGGCCACAUGAUGAGUUUGCAGAGUUCAAAUUUGACGUAUGCCUUCUAUUCGUGCGGUUGGUUAGCUCAAGCACCGGAAUUUAAACGAAAUCUUAUUAUCACCUUAAUGCGUACACAGAGGACAUCGACCAUAUUGGCGGGUUCAUAUAUUCCCGUCGAUUUGCCAACAUUUGUUGUGCUAAUGAAGUAUGCCUACUCGGUGUUCACCCUACUUAUACGCUUUAAGUAA
Molecule: messenger RNA, 1224 nt
Organism: Musca vetustissima
Lineage: Eukaryota; Metazoa; Arthropoda; Insecta; Diptera; Muscidae
Product: odorant receptor 2a-like
Exons: 3
Coding region: 1-1224 (407 amino acids)
Biological process (GO): detection of chemical stimulus involved in sensory perception of smell; sensory perception of smell
Cellular component (GO): plasma membrane
Molecular function (GO): olfactory receptor activity; odorant binding
Source: RefSeq, a predicted model, not a curated record